Molecule: messenger RNA, 246 nt
Organism: Bursaphelenchus okinawaensis
Lineage: Eukaryota; Metazoa; Nematoda; Chromadorea; Rhabditida; Aphelenchoididae
Source: the annotation of a GenBank genome assembly
AUGAACGUACUGAAAGAAGUACAUCAAGAGCACGAACGUCGAAAGCGAUUUGUGGAUGGAAACAAGCAAUUGGAACAGCUGGAUCUUCAUAUCUAUUGUGAGAAGAAGUUCAGUUACAACUGUCCUACCAACUUGUUGACUAUCAGUAUCGACUGGAUGAAUGCUAAAGACAGUGUUGUGCCUCAGGAUACUAGGAGAUGUUGUCCUGGGUACACGUCCAGAGCUGGGACAUGUCAAAAGGAUUGA